AUGAUAUCUGAUUGCGAUGAUGAUUAUAGUGAUGAUAGUGAUGAUCAUAGCUAUGAAAUAGACGAUAAUUCAAGUGAACAUAUGUCAGAUUCUUUAUCUCUAGACCUUGAAGAUGAGGAUGAUAUAAUCAACUUAAAUAAAACAGUUGAUGAUCAAUUUCUAAAUAAGCUUUGUAUUAUAAACACGAUUGACAAUGUUGAGUUUAAUGUGGAUGAAGAUGAUGAUAAUGUUGGAGAUCAUAUUAUACAAAAAGGUGUUCAGUACCCGAUACAUGAUCCUAAUAUUCCUUGGAAGCUGAUAAAGCGCAGACUUGGUGAGAGGUAUGAGAAUCCUAGUCAAUUAAAGCAGUGUUUGACUAACUACGCGGUUGCAAAUGGCUACCAACUACAAUACGUGAAAAAUGAUUCAGAAAGACUACUUGUUGCAUGUGGAAAAGGUAAAAAAGAUCACACAUGUCCUUUUAGAUUAUGGGCAUCUUGGAUGCAAGAAGAAAAGUCGUUUCAAAUUAAAAGCAUUAAUUGUAAGCACAUAUAUAGUAGAGACUAUAGUUUUGGAUCCCUAGUGACACCAAUUUGGAUUGCAAAACAUUAUGUUAGAGAAAUCAUUGAAAGACCGUUCAUAAAAAUCAAGGAUAUGCAAGAUGAUAUUUUGAAAAAGUUUAUGGUCAAAGUUAGCAAGGGCCAAUGUAUGCGGGCCAAGUCCAGGGCACUUCUUGAAAUUGAAGGUUCUUUGAUAGAACACUAUGGAAAACUUUGGGAUUAUGGACAUGAAAUUAGAAGAGCCAAUCCAGGAUCUAUAGUUAAGAUGGACGUAAAUUUAAUGGCAGAUGGAAGCAAUGAAUUUAGGAGAUUUUAUGUAUGCUUCAAAGCACUAACAGAUGGGUGGAUUAGUGGAUGUAGGAAGGUUAUAGAACUAGAUGGUUGUUUUUUGAAGGGGGUAUGCAAAGGAGAGUUAAUAUCGGCUAUUGGUCGAGACGGAAAUAAUCAAAUCUACCCUAUAGCUUGGGCUGUAGUAGAUGUGGAGAACAAAGAGAAUUGGAAGUGGUUCAUUGAACUAUUAAUAGAAUAUAUUGGUGUUAUCGAAGGAGUAGGGCUUACCAUCAUGUCUGAUCAACACAAGGGCAUUGUUGAAGCUGUAAAAGAAUUGGCACCAUAUGCAAAGCAUAGGCAAUAUGCAAGACACAUAUAUGCUAAUUUUCAUAAAAGAUUUAAUGGUGUUGAGUACAGAAACAUUUUUUGGGCAGCAACUACAUCCACUUUUGAAGCAGAUUUCAUGUCAUACAUGGAAAAGUUUAGGAUACAAAACAUUGAUGCAUAUAAUCACUUGAAUGAAAGGGACCCUAAUACAUGGUGUAGGGCAUUUUUCCAACCCGAUAGAGCUUGUGAGGCUGUAGAAAAUGGGAUUUGCGAGUCAUUUAAUUCAAUAAUUGUUGAUGCAAGAAGAAAACCCAUAAUCACAAUGUUAGAGGAGAUAAGGAUAUUUGUUAUGGAGAGACAUUACAAAAUGUUAAGCAAAGCACAAGAAUGGGAAUCAGUUGUUUGUCCGGCCAUAAGAAAAAAGUUAACGAAAUGGGGAGAAAAUCACAGAUACUGGUAUGUUAUUCUUAGUGGUGAGAAUGUAUUUGAAACACGAAAUGGUUUUGAAGCAAUGGUGGUAGACUUAGAUUGUAACAGCCGUGAUGCGGCUUAUCACUCCUCCAUUGAUUGCUCACCAUCGUCGAUCUCGUCUCCAUCUUCUCCCACAGCUUACAUCGCUCCUCCAUCGAUUGCUCACCGUCGUCGAUCAUCGUCUCCGUCGGUGGUUGUCGCUCACCGUCUCCGUCGCCCACCGUCUCCGUCGCCGUCUCCCAUCACUCAACAGACAUCUUCAGGUGUGCCACAACCAGCAUGGCCCGAAGGCAUCCUACCGUAUUCAAUUUCAAGAGAGGUUGUUGUUAACGAUGAAGACCAUGAUGAAGAUGAUACUACUGUUGGUGAUGAAGAACAUCAUGAAAGUGAUGAUGUUGUUAGACAUCAAGAAGGGUUACAAGAAAGUCAAAUGACUAUAUUUCCACCAGAAUUUAAUAAUGCAAAUGAAGAAUAG
Cynara cardunculus var. scolymus (artichoke) is the source of this 2082-nucleotide messenger RNA. RefSeq lists its product as uncharacterized. The record is from RefSeq and is a predicted model, not a curated record. Lineage: Eukaryota; Viridiplantae; Streptophyta; Magnoliopsida; Asterales; Asteraceae. The coding region runs from base 1 to 2082 and encodes 693 amino acids. The transcript is spliced from 6 exons.